This is a messenger RNA of Xyrauchen texanus (razorback sucker), 1432 nucleotides long. It is a transcript of the gene acadm, whose product is annotated as acyl-CoA dehydrogenase medium chain. Gene Ontology annotation, biological process: medium-chain fatty acid catabolic process; fatty acid beta-oxidation. The record is from RefSeq and is a predicted model, not a curated record. Gene Ontology annotation, molecular function: flavin adenine dinucleotide binding; medium-chain fatty acyl-CoA dehydrogenase activity. Lineage: Eukaryota; Metazoa; Chordata; Actinopteri; Cypriniformes; Catostomidae. Gene Ontology annotation, cellular component: mitochondrion.
AUGGACAUAUUCCAGAAGACUGUGUGGGUAGAAAUCCAUGCCGUUACUCCCCCUUGCCGUCUGACAGUUUUGCGGGAGCACAACAACAUACCAGCACCUUGUAAGAGCAAGAAUAGCCUGCCUCAAACACUGUAUGCAACCAAAUGUGCAUCUGGUAUUGGGGUUCUCCCACCUCCAAAUCCAAAUUUAACCCCUGGUUGGAUAUUGCCAUGUGUUACAGGUGGAAUGGGUCUGGGCAUAUUCGACGCAUGCCUCAUCACAGAGGAGCUGGCAUAUGGCUGCACUGGAGUACAGACAGCCAUUGAGGCAAACUCUCUUGGACAAAUGCCAGUCAUUAUUGCUGGUAAUGAUGCUCAGAGGAAAAUGUAUUUGGGGGAACCACUAAUGUGUGCAUACUGUGUGACUGAGCCAGGGGCAGGUUCUGACGUGGAUGGGAUAAAGACCCGGGCUGUUAAGAAAGGAGAUGAGUAUGUGAUCAGUGGUCAGAAAAUGUGGAUCACCAAUGGGGGAAAGGCAAACUGGUACUUCUUGCUGGCCCGUACAGAAUCUGAUCCCAAAUGCCCUACUAGCAAGGCUUUUACAGGCUUUAUUGUUGAAGCUGACACCCCUGGAGUCCAACCAGGUAGAAAAUUAAGAGAAAUGAACAUGGGCCAGAGAUGCUCAGACACCAGGGGCAUCACGUUUGAGGAUGUAAGAGAUCCUAAGGAAAAUGUUUUGAUUGGAGAGGGAGCUGGCUUUAAGAUCGCCAUGGGUGCAUUUGACUAGAGCAGACCACCAGUGGCUGCAAGUGCAGGACUUGCACAGAGAGCACUAGAUGAGGCCACCAAGUAUGCUUUGGAGAGAAAGACAUUUGGCAGACUGAUUGCAGAGCACCAGGCAGUGUCUUUCCUGCUUGCUGAAAUGGCCAUGAAAGUAGAGCUUGCCAGGAUGGUGUAUCAGAGAUCAGCCUGGGAAGUGGAUGAGGGCUGCAGAAACGCCUACUACGCUUCAAUCGCCAAGGCCUUUGCUGGAGACAUUGCAAAUCAGUGUGCCACUGAUGCCGUUCAAAUCUUUGGUGGAAACGGUUUCAACAGUGAAUAUCCUGUGGAGAAGUUGAUGAGAGAUGCCAAGAUUUACCAGAUCAAGAUUGUACUUUCAACCUUUUCUCAUUUUAAAUGUAAAGAUCUUGAAAUUUGACUAAUGUCCUACUUUCUGUUUUCCACAGAUUUAUGAAGGAACUGAACAAAUCCAAAGGCUCAUCAUCUCAAGAGAGCACUUUGGAAGAUUCAGUCAGUGAACAAUUAAACCCAAAACAUUCGUGCCAGGAACUCAUUUUGUUUAGAGACUUUUGUACUUUAUAAUGUAUUUCAUUAAUGGAUCUCAGGAUUAUUACUCAGAUUGUAAAUUGACUACACAGAGCUCCAGUUGCCUUGUCAUAUCAGCAUGUCUUACC